GUGAGGGUCUGGCGUUACCUGAAAGGCAAAGACAUCGUCACUCAUGAGAUCCUCUUGGACGGUGGCAACAAGGUGGUUAUCGGAGGCUUCGGCGACCCCUUAAUCUGCGACAACCAAGUCUCGACUGGAGACACGCGGAUUUUCUUCGUCAACCCUGCCCCGCAGUACCUGUGGCCGGCGCACCGCAACGAGCUGAUGCUGAACUCCAGCCUCAUGCGGAUAACGCUGCGGAACCUGGAAGAGGUGGAGCACUGCGUGGAAG
This is a messenger RNA of Apaloderma vittatum (bar-tailed trogon), 262 nucleotides long. RefSeq names its product agrin-like. The annotation marks the transcript as partial. Gene Ontology annotation, molecular function: laminin binding. The transcript has a single exon. The record is from RefSeq and is a predicted model, not a curated record. Lineage: Eukaryota; Metazoa; Chordata; Aves; Trogoniformes; Trogonidae. Gene Ontology annotation, biological process: G protein-coupled acetylcholine receptor signaling pathway; receptor clustering.